AUGACCAGUCAGACCAGUCUAUAUUAUUCCCAGUCACUAAUUGGCGACACCUCAUCCUACUAUCAGAGCUUGUUCCCUGGAGACAUCACUGGGGACAAAGUGUUCCUUGGAGUCAUCACUGGGGACAAAGUGUACCCUGGAGUCAUCACUGGGGACAAAGUGUACCCUGGAGUCAUCACUGGGGACAAAGUGUACCCUGGAGUCAUCACUGGGGACAAAGUGUAUCUUAGAGUCAUCACUGGGGACAAAGUGUUCCCUGGAGACAUCACUGGGGACAAAGUGUUCCUUGGAGACAUCACUGGGGACAAAGUGUUCCUUGGAGUUAUCACUGGGGACAAAGUGUUCCCUGGAGACAUCACUGGGGACAAAGUGUUCCUUGGAGUCAUCACUGGGGACAAAGUGUACCCUGGAGACAUCACUGGGGACAAAGUGUAUCUUAGAGUCAUCACUGGGGACAAAGUGUUCCCUGGAGACAUCACUGGGGACAAAGUGUUCCUUGGAGACAUCACUGGGGACAAAGUGUACCCUGGAGUCAUCACUGGGGACAAAGUGUACCCUGGAGUCAUCACUGGGGACAAAGUGUACCCUGGAGUCAUCACUGGGGACAAAGUGUACCCUGGAGUCAUCACUGGGGACAAAGUGUACCCUGGAGUCAUCACUGGGGACAAAGUGUACCCUGGAGUCAUCACUGGGGACAAAGUGUUCCUUGGAGUCAUCACUGGGGACAAAGUGUACCCUGGAGUCAUCACUGGGGACAAAGUGUACCCUGGAGUCAUCACUGGGGACAAAGUGUACCCUGGAUUCAUCACUGGGGACAAAGUGUUCCUUGGAGUCAUCACUGGGGACAAAGUGUUCCUUGGAGUCAUCACUGGGGACAAAGUGUACCUUAGAAACAUCACUGGGAACAAAGUGUACCAUGGAGACAACACUGGGAACAAAGUGUACCUUAGAAACAUCACUGGGAACAAAGUGUACCAUGGAGACAUCACUGGGAACAAAGUGUACCUUAGAAACAUCACUGGGAACAAAGUGUACCUUAGAAACAUCACUGGGAACAAAGUGUACCCUGGAGACAUCACUGGGGACAAAGUGUACCCUGGAGACAUCACUGGGAACAAAGUGCACCUUAGAAACAUCACUGGGGACAAAGUGCACCCUGGAGACAUCACUGGGAAUAAAGUGCACCUUAGAAACAUCACUGGGGACAAAGUGUACCAUGGAGACAUCACUGGGACAAACCUCUAA
Procambarus clarkii (red swamp crayfish) is the source of this 1245-nucleotide messenger RNA. Its product is annotated as cyclic AMP-inducible protein BP74-like. Lineage: Eukaryota; Metazoa; Arthropoda; Malacostraca; Decapoda; Cambaridae. The record is from RefSeq and is a predicted model, not a curated record.